GUACAUAUAUUAAUUCGAUUUCUUUGGAACGCUUGUCAAUACAUCCACCAUACCACCAUGCCUCCACCUAACAGCCUGUUGUUUCCUUCACUUCUCUUCCUCCUCUCAUUCUUCUUCAUCCUCAUCUUCAGUCGUCAAGUGGGUAAGAAAUCAUCCUCACCUCCGGUUAGUAAGCUGCCGAGAUCUUACCCAUUAAUCGGCUCUGCGUUUGCCAUCUUCAAGAAUCGGAAUCGACGGAACCAAUGGUUUGCAGAGCUUAUCAGAGACUCCUCUAAUGGAACCUUUAUUCUUCAUCGCUUUCUUGGUGUUCGUCAUGUCUUAACUGCCAACCCCGCCAACGUCCAACACAUCCUCAAAACUCAGUUCCAUCUCUAUCCAAAAGGCCACACCGCUCGGGUCAACCUCUCCGAUUUUCUGGGUGACGGAAUCUUCAAUGCUGACGGGGAUAACUGGAAGUUUCAGAGGCAAGUGUCGAUCCACGAGUUCAGCACGAGGUCCCUCCGCAAGUUUGUCGAGACUGUCGUCGAGGCCGAACUCUCCGACCGUCUAGUUCCCAUCCUCUCAAAGGCUGCCGCCGAGAAUUCUGUGCUCAAUCUGGAAGACAUACUUCAACGGUUUGCCUUCGACAAUAUUUGCAAGAUUGCGUUUGGAUUCGACCCACAAUAUUUGUUGCCGUCGCUCCCAUCAGCGGAAUUCGCCGUCGCGUUCGAUGACGCUGCGAGGAUAACCAGCGAACGUCUGAACUCAGUAGUCCCCGCUAUCUGGAAAUUGAAAAGAGCACUCGAUAUUGGGUCAGAGAAACGGCUUCGGAUUGCCAUCUCGCAGGUUCGAGAGUUUGCGCAGAAAGUAGUGAGAGAAAAAACGAGGGAGCUUGAAGAGAAGUCAUCGUUAGAAACCGUGGAUCUUCUCUCAAGGAUCUUGAGUUCUGGCCAUCUGGAUGAAAAGUUGGUGACGGACAUGGUGAUCAGCUUCAUUUUAGCCGGUCGAGACACGACAUCGGCAACCUUGACUUGGUUUUUCUGGUUAGUCUCUGGCGAUUCUCACGUAGAAGAAGAGAUACUAAAGGAGAUAAGAGAUAAGAGCGAAACACCAGAUUACGACGAGGUGAAGGACAUGGUUUACAUCCAGGCGUCGCUCUGUGAAAGCAUGAGACUAUACCCACCGGUACCAAGUGACAGCAAAGAGGCAGCCAUGGACGAUGUUUUACCGGACGGUACGAUAGUGAAGAAAGGAAUGAGAGUGACCUACCUCCCUUACGCGAUGGGUAGGAUGGAGGGACUGUGGGGCCAAGACUGGAGGGAGUUCAGGCCUGAGAGGUGGCUGGAGAGGGAUGAAGUCACCGGAAAAUGGAGGAGAUUCGUGGCGAGGGAUCCGUAUACGUACCCAGUGUUCCAAGCAGGGCCGAGGGUUUGUUUGGGGAAGGAUAUGGCGUUUCUGCAAAUGAAGAGGGUGGCUGCCGGUAUUCUGCGACGUUUCCGGGUCGUUCCGGCGAUGGAGAAAGGGUUUGAACCGUUCUUUAUAUCGACGCUAACUUCUAAGAUGAAAGGUGGUUUUCCGGUGAGGAUUGAGGAGAGAAAAGGUCGUUAGGUUGCAAUGCAAACGCUUGAGCAAACAGCUGACUGUAAAUUAUUAAAAUGUAAAAUACGAAAUAAAAUGAUGUAUUUCCUUUAUAGCAAAAAAUAAUGCGGAGAAGUAUGGAUGCAGAUUUUUGAUUUACACUAUAAAGCUAUAAACAUUUAAAAUGUCAAAAACUCACUCUAUAAUUACCAUCAAUUUCCAUCUAACCCCUACCUAUCUAAUGUACUUUGACCUACAAAUUCUGACUCGGCGGAGCCGUCACUCCCAAAAUAAUUGUAGUCCCUAUCUUUUUUCAUGGCAGUAAGAAGGGUUAUUUGUUUUUAACAAAUCCUUGUAUUAGAUGAAGUACAUCUUGGUGGAG
Molecule: messenger RNA, 1939 nt
Organism: Nelumbo nucifera (sacred lotus)
Lineage: Eukaryota; Viridiplantae; Streptophyta; Magnoliopsida; Proteales; Nelumbonaceae
Product: cytochrome P450 94A2-like
Molecular function (GO): monooxygenase activity; iron ion binding; heme binding
Source: RefSeq, a predicted model, not a curated record